ACGAUGAAGAGGGAAGAAAAGGCCCUCCCUUACACUAAACCCCUGGAUGGAGGAUGGGGAUGGAUGAUUGUGUUUCAUUUUUUCCUGGUAAAUGUAUUUGUGAUGGGAAUGACCAAAACAUUUGCGAUUUUCUUUGUGGUCUUUCAAGAAGAAUUUGAUAGCACUUCAGAGCAAAUUGGUUGGAUUGGAUCCAUCAUGUCAUCACUCCGUUUUUCUGCAGGUCCCCUGGCUGCUAUUAUUUGUGACAUACUUGGAGAAAAAACUACCUCCAUUCUUGGGACUUUCCUUGUUUCUGGUGGCUAUCUGGUCAGCAGUUGGGCCACAGGCGUUCCCUUUCUUUGUGUGACAAUGGGGCUGUUACCUGGAUUGGGGUCUGCUUUCUUGUACCAAGUAGCUGCUGUGGUAAUUACCAAAUAUUUCAAAAAAAGAUUGGGUCUUUCUACAGCAAUUGCCCGUUCUGGAAUGGGACUGACAUUUCUGUUGGCACCCUUUACAAAGUUCCUGAUAGAUCUUUAUGACUGGACAGGUGCUCUUAUAUUGUUUGGCGCUAUUACACUGAAUUUGGUGCCUUCCAGCAUGCUCUUAAGACCCAUCCAUAUCCAAACAGAGAACAAAGAUAUCAGUUUGUCUGAAACUGGACCAGGGAUAUUGUAUAGGACAGAAACACCACACUGCAAUGAGACACAAGAGUCUUCCAUCGAUGGCAGUACUAUGAAGAAAUCUGGACAACCUACUAAAAAUUUAACUGUCUUAGAAAAUCAAAGUGAAGAAUUCAGCAAUGGGCCUCACAGGAACAUGCUGUUACUUACAAACAAUGACAAAAGUUACAAGAAAAAGCUUGUUCCGUGGAACUGCAAAGAAAAACUUUUAGAUAUUUUUCUCUUUAGGAAUCCCUUCUUCUACAUAUUUACCUGGUCUUUUCUUCUCAGUCAACUAGCAUAUUUCAUUCCUACUUUCCACCUGGUAGCCAGAGCCAAAACACUUGGAAUUGACAUAAUGGAUGCCUCCUACCUUGUGUCUGUAGCUGGUAUCACUGAGACAGUCAGUCAGCUCAUUUCUGGAUGGAUUGCUGAUCAAAACUGGAUCAAGAAGUAUCAAUACCACAAGUUUUACCUCAUUCUGUGUGGUGUAACUAACCUGCUUGCUCCUUUAGCCACCACAUUCCCACUCCUUAUGGCCUAUACUAUCUUUUUUGCCAUUUUUGCUGGUGGCUACCUGGCACUAAUACUCCCAGUAUUGGUCGAUCUAUGUAAGAAUUCUAGAGUACACAAGUUUUUGGGAUAUGCCAGUUUCUUUGCUGGGAUGGCUGUCCUUUCUGGACCACCAAUAGCAGGCUGGAUAUACGAUUAUACACAAACAUACACAGGCUCUUUCUACUUUUCUGGCGCCUGUUAUCUCCUGUCUUCAGUUUCCCUUUUCUUUGUACCACUUGCUGAACGAUGGAAAAGCAAACAGUCUGAUCCUCUAAGGACUACAAUCAAGUAAGAGCUUACUUAACAGAAGAAUCUAAACAAGAAUCUGGAAACAAAAGCUUAGGAGAAAAAUCUUUGUAAAAAUGAGAAAGUAAGCCAUAUAAUUUUUAAUAUUCUUUCUUACCUUAUUAGUGCUGCCAGGAAUGUCCUAUUGAUGGGAGGAAUAAUAAAUAACAACUUAAAUUGUUAGUACUUAAUCAAACAGGCUGAUUCAAUCAAAACUGUAUUAAUAAAGCAGCUACUCUACCUAUUAAAUGAGUAUCAGAAUGUACUAUAAUAAAUAAAUCCAAACUUUCAUUUGUACUACGGUAAUUCUGUCACCAAAAUAUGUGAUAAUUGUAUACUAUUUUUUUUUUCUUUAAUAUAGUAAUUGUUUGAGCAGGGCUCAGGAAUCUUAAUAAAGUCUUACUUAGUGACAAAAAUGGUAUAUCCCCUCCAAAACAAGUUUAUUGUUGUUUAUUCAUUGUAAGUAAUCUUUGUUUUCCUAUAACUUUGUCUCUUAAGUUUAUAUAGUGUAGUGCUAUCUCACAGAAAUAAAACUUGCUAAAAUAACCUUUAUUUGAAGAUGAUUUGAAUAGUAUUACUGUCCAUCUAAAUAGAAUUAUCUUUUCACUAUAUUUAAUUACCAAAAAUAUUUACAUUAAGCAUCUAGAUGACUCUUCAGAGCUACUAAGUUUCAUAUGGAAGUUGAAAAGAUGAUUUUAGUAGGAAAUAUGUUUAAAUCAAAAUGUGUGUACCAUUUAUGGCUAGUUAAUAAUGGUACUCACACUGAGCAUUUAUCUGUGAAUAUUGAAAUCAUGGCUGGUUGGGUAAAAAAGGAUUUUCUGAGCACAGCAUGGUGGCAUAUACCAGGACUCAGAAGACUGAAACAGGAUCAUCGAGUUUGGAGUCCAGUGUGGGCUACACAGUAUGAACUGUGUCCAAAAUAAAAACUAUUUUCUACAACAUAACCUCCCUUAGUAUCUUUCAGAAUA
Psammomys obesus (fat sand rat) is the source of this 2446-nucleotide messenger RNA. It is a transcript of the gene Slc16a4, whose product is annotated as solute carrier family 16 member 4. Bases 4 to 1485 code for a protein of 493 amino acids. Lineage: Eukaryota; Metazoa; Chordata; Mammalia; Rodentia; Muridae. Gene Ontology annotation, biological process: monocarboxylic acid transport; transmembrane transport. The transcript is spliced from 8 exons. The record is from RefSeq and is a predicted model, not a curated record. Gene Ontology annotation, molecular function: monocarboxylic acid transmembrane transporter activity.